UGUGCUUUCAAUUUGAAAAAUGAUACGAAAUAUCGCUAGGCGUGGUUUACUAAAACAUCAUAUUUUAUUUACAGGAUAAGUCUUUCAUAUAUCUAGCCGGCCUACUACAGGUAAAAUGUGUGCAAUCAAAGCAUUCCAUCUAACCAUAAAUGUUGAAGAACUAUAGCUGUUUACUUUCCCCAGGCACUAAAUUCUAAAUGUUGUUUUCUCUUUCAGUUUUAUUUUAUUAUUAUUUUUAUUUUCAUGUUAUUUCUUUUUCAAGUAUUGCAUUGAAAGGGUUUACCUUUCCUACUUAACACUCUCCAAUUAUAAUGCGGAACGAGAAGAUUCAUUUCAUUCCUACUUAUAGAUGUCGAAGUUGAUUACUCGUCGUCGGAGUGUGACCAAUGCGCCUCCUACAUUAUCAGCAUCUACUGCUCCAGCCAUGAGUGCUCCAUUGAUUAGGGAGCCUACACCCAAUGUUGAGGCUACUUCUACGGCGUCCCAAGUGCCCGUCUCAUUGACGUCAUCAGUGUCCGUUGAGUCGCUCAGUGCACGGCGGCCUCACCGACGCUGCCGCGACCCAGAGCCUUUUGAUCAGACUUCCUUGGCAUCCAGAGUUGAGAGUGAGGCCUCCCAGCCACCAGCUAAAAAAAACACCAGGGGGCCUAGUUGAAUGCUGAAGGAGUUACAGGGCGUACGUCAGAACAACUCCAAGAUCAAGAUUGUGUAUGACCCAUAACAUUGUGGAAUGGCUACCUCACAGCAGCAUAGCGGCGUUGCUAGUAGCUGUGGUGUUGUUAUUCGAGAUAAUUGUCCUUUUCAGCGGGAGUCUUGGGCAAAAAUUCCUGAGGAGACGAAGAUAUUGGUGCGAGACAAGUUGUCGUGCGUUUAUGAUCUUGAGGACAUAUCCCCUGAGGUCAUGGUCUACUUAGAGGAGACCUUAGCAACCCGGUACAAACAAUGGAAGAACAAUUUUCACAAGCAUUUUAAGCAAUGAGAUGAUCCGGAGAUUGCUCGCCUACAUGUUCCAGACGAGUUGAAGGACCGACCAAAGGAUUGGGAGUGGCUCUGCAAACAUUUUACGGACCCAAAAUUUGUGAAGAAAUCUACUGCUAGCCAGAAAGCUCGGGAGUCAAAGACACUUCUCCACCAUUCUGGUUCGCAGCCCUUUUCGUAUAGGCUUGAGGCACGACGUGAGGGUUCUAAGUUCCCAGAGAUCGACAUGUUCAAGGAUGUUUACGUUCGACCUGGUAAUAAGACCACUAAGCAGCUUCAUGUUACUAUGGAGGAAAAGAGCACUGCUGUUCUCCAUGAAGCAGCAUCGCAGCUUCCCCCGAAAACCCCGAUCGAGGACGUCAUGGUACCUGAGGAUGCAGGUUUUCAGAUCAUGACUGAUGUCCUGAAUCAGAACUAUGGUCGUAGUGGUGGCAAUGUUGUUCGGGGUAUGGGGAAAGCGCGGAUUCGUGAGACAGGUACUUCUUCUUCUAGAUCGAACACAACAGAGGUCGAUGCAUUGAAGGUGGAAGUGAUGCAGCUGAGGACUGAGGACGCCCAGAUGAAGGUUCAGCUGAGGGCCCAGGCCAAGGAGCUGAAUACCUAUGUCGGGAGGGUGCAAGAACUUGUACAAGACAUACAGACGUCCGGCCUCCAAAUCUCGUUACCAGUACCUCAUCAUGCUCCACCUUCAACCUCAGAGCCACAUUGCCCUGCCAAUACCGAGUAGCUUGAUAUAUUAAACCUAGUUCACUUGUAGUUUUUUCUUUUUUGUUCGGACAUCUUGUAUGUACAUUUUCAAAUAUUUUAUAAUUAAAUACUUUUGCUUGGUUAA
Malus domestica (apple) is the source of this 1810-nucleotide messenger RNA. Lineage: Eukaryota; Viridiplantae; Streptophyta; Magnoliopsida; Rosales; Rosaceae. The record is from RefSeq and is a predicted model, not a curated record.